Molecule: messenger RNA, 3010 nt
Organism: Oryzias latipes (Japanese medaka)
Lineage: Eukaryota; Metazoa; Chordata; Actinopteri; Beloniformes; Adrianichthyidae
Gene: grb2b
Product: growth factor receptor-bound protein 2b
Molecular function (GO): protein binding
Source: RefSeq, a predicted model, not a curated record
AAUGACUUCUGUAAUUCUACUUGAGUAGCAUUAUCUUGAAGUUGCGCAAAAGUCUCGAGUGUGUUUCCAAUUUUCCCCUCUGCCUUCAACAAUCCACCGUGGGACUGGGGACGCUGCGGCAGACCGUCACGGAGACUUGUCCUCCUGUCUGAUUCACGAGCCGAGCGGAGCUGACAGGGAGGAGCUCCAGUCCCAGCAGCCCGCACAGCCCCGCAGCUCUCGGUGGAAGGAAGCGGAAAUAAACGUCGAGAGCAGCGUCUGCUACCAGCUAGCUUCAGGCUCCGAAAACGGGCUGUGAGCGAUUCCUCCUCGUCGGUUUGCUCUCCAUAGGAAGCAGGGAGAGCUUAGUUUACACGAUAUCGUUUGGGUUAUUACGGAGACCGAUCUGAAACGGAAUAUCGUGAACAGUACAGCCCUGUGACCUUUAUGUGAGGUGAAAGUCGUAAAGGAGCGGGACGGGAGGAGAGACUCGGAGAAAAGCAUCUGCCCACGGUCGUGUGGAUUCUUUUAGGUUCAGUCGUAGAAACCCAACUGCAUCCAGAUCCAUUUCCAGCACGCAGCUCAAACGAUGGAGGCCGUCGCCAAAUACGAUUUCAAAGCUACGGCCGAUGAUGAGCUCAGUUUCAAGCGUGGAGAAGUCCUCAAGGUAUUAAAUGAAGAAUGUGAUCAGAACUGGUACAAGGCAGAGCUAAACGGGAAAGAUGGAUUCAUCCCCAAGAACUACAUAGAGAUGAAAGCUCAUCCGUGGUUCUUCGGGAAGAUUCCUCGCGCCAAAGCGGAGGAGAUGCUGAACAAGCAGAGGCUCGAUGGGGCCUUCCUCAUCAGAGAGAGCGAGAGCGCACCGGGGGACUUCUCCCUGUCUGUCAAGUUUGGAAAUGACGUGCAGCACUUCAAGGUUCUCCGCGAUGGAGCUGGAAAGUAUUUCCUAUGGGUGGUGAAGUUUAACUCUCUCAAUGAGUUGGUCGAUUACCACCGCACCACCUCAGUCUCCCGCAAUCAGCAAAUCUUUCUGCGAGACAUAGAGCAGGUUCCCCAGCAGCAUCCCACGUACGUACAAGCGCUCUUCGACUUCGACCCGCAGGAGGAAGGCGAGCUGGGCUUCAGGCGCGGCGACUUCAUUCAAGUCCUGGACAACUCGGACCCCAACUGGUGGAAAGGAGGCUGCCACGGCCAGACGGGCAUGUUCCCGCGCAACUACGUCACGCCUGUCAGCCGGAACAUGUGAAGCAGCCAGCCGCGUUCAGCCGCAACCAUUUCCGUCAUCAUUGUUUUUUGAUCUCAUCACCCCCGCCUCCAGCCCCGGUCCGGCCCCCACCCACCACCCACCCCCCGUCCCCACAGAAACAGCAAACAACUGAAAGAGAACACGAGCACUGCUGUAGUAGGCGUCACUUUGCGGGUGACAGCUGAGCAAAGUCGACUCUCAUUGGUGCCGAGAAUGUCCCCGCCCCCCGUGGAACGCCUGGGGGGGGCUGUGUUUGAGGGCAGUCUUAACGCAGAGAAGCCUAAAGCAGCGAGGAGAACGGAACAUGUCUCCGCCUCCUAACAUUCUGCCUUUCACUCCUUCUUCUUCCUUUGCAGCAUGUUUUAAUCACUUUAAUGAAUUCCCUUCAAUAAAUCCUCUCUUGUUUUAAAGGAGAAAAAUAUUGAAAAAAACGGAAAAAAAAGAAAUUGUUUUAAAAAUGUACAAAAAGAAAACUGAUGUCAACAAAACAGUAGGUUUCCAUGUUAAAGACCAUUGGUAUGUGAGCAUUGUACUUCAGCCGUUGGCUGCAUAAAUGAAUCAAGUAUAGAGAGAAUCCAUUUUUUAAGAAAAUAUAUUAUAUAUUUGUAUGUUUGUUUGUUUUACCUCUCAUCACAAAUUAUUUUCCAUUUGUAAAUUAUGUUCAAUCUUCUGUUAGUCAGGGUUAAGACCUUGUAGCUCUAGAAUGUGAUGAGUUGUCUUUUUUUUUUUUUUGUCUGAAUCUAUCGGAGGUUUUUCCAGAUCAAACCGCACGACAUCCGAGGCGCCAAAAAGUUCCAUUCGGACGAGGUUUCUCUGGUCUGUAACGCAACUACAGUCAGUUCUUUCAAGAAUCUAAUGUCGACCAGCAAGAGGACCGCUGCAGAAUCAAACGGACCCUCUGAGGACCGCUUAGGUUUUGAAAGCCGAUUUAUUUAUUGCAGCCGAUCGACUCGGGCCGUGAAUGUAGCUGACUGAAUCUGUAGACGAACAUGAGGGAAACGCAGUCAGAACCACACAACCACGCAAGGGAUUUGAAGUCAUGCUGAAAUGUGGUCAUUUGUAGUGAGCGCUGACAGAGGACUUGUACAGGUAGACUCCUUUUCAAACACAUUCAUUACUUGCAUGCAUCAGCAGACGCUCUCCACCUUGUACGCGCACCAAGCAAAGGGGUGGAGUUCGGCUAACCACGCUGACUAAUCACCAGUGAAAACCUGCAGCUGGCACAGAUUCAGAGUUUGGAGAACUGUGAGAUUGUCUGUUUUCCUAUUUUUUUUUGCUAACAUUUGAAAGACGAGCUGAGAUGAUGUAAAGAUGUUUUUUUGUUCCUAGUCUUUUUUUCUGUUUUUUUUUUCCAUCGUGGUGUGUGGUCAAGCACUUUUUAUUUUAUUUUUUUGUUUUGUUUUUUUGUCAAGCCUAAGUUUUGUUCUGGUCCAAAUGUGUGUUUGUUUACUGUGUUUGUGUUUCUUUUUCUCUCUGGAUAGUGCCUUUCUCUCUGGUGUUUUAGUGUCUCUGACCUGCUACUUUGAGCCCCCCCUCCCAGCCCCCUGAAGCCCCUUUUUGGGGCCUGCCAGUCCUGCAGCCAGAAAUGAUGUAAAUAAUAUAAAAUAGAGAAAAGCGCCCCUCGGUGCCCCCCCUGCCCUGUUUUACUCCUCCUACAUGGACCCGCUUCACCUUAGGUCUCACCAACAUGGAACUCGCCUUGUCUUAUCUAAUGAUAAUGUUUUGUUUUUUAUUUGCAUUCUUGUUUUUUUUUUUCAAUGAAUUAAAAGCAAUUAUUAAACUUGU